GAGUUGUGUUGGGGUUCAGGACUGCUGGGUGAGGAUCGGGGCUCAUAGAGAGGAGACAGACCAACAAAUACAGGAUGAGGACUCUGGCACUGCUGCUGCUGGUUUUGGCUUUUACAUUUGCCACUGCGACAAAGUCUAGAAGUCAGUUCACACGUUACCGCUCAUGGAACUCACGGAUGUAUCCCGUAUGGAAAGAUGGAGACCCAAGAUUCAGGAACUGUUGGUCUGGUGGUGAAGUAACUUUUGAUCUGAAAAACGAUGCACCCACCCUGACUGGAGCAAAAGCAACCUUCAGUAUUAAUCUUAAUUUCCCACCAAAUCAGACAAUGCUGCCUGACGGACAGGUGGUCUGGGCACAAAACUGUACCAUCAAUGGACAACAGUACCAGGCGGGUCAGGCUGUGUAUCCUGACCAGGACUCCCAGUCGACUGGAGUUUUUCCUGAUGGUACACCCUUCAACAGGAGCCAGAACAAGAAACCCCACUACGUGUUUGUGUGGAAGACAUGGGGGCGUUACUGGCAGGUGGCAGACGGACCCUCCUCCUCCCUCACUAUCGGCACAGACAAUGUCCCCCUGGGCUCCUACAACAUGGAGGUUGUCAUCUAUCACUGCCGCGGCAAAGACAAGUUCAUCCCUCUGGGCUAUGCCUCCACGGUCUUCACCAUCACAGACCAGGUUCCCUUCACCAUAUCGCUCGCCCAAGUCAAUGAUGUUAACGAGAACGACCAGAACUUCAUCCAGAACCGAGCCAUUGCUUUCAGCGUCAAGCUCCAUGAUCCCAGCCAGUAUCUCAACAAUGCCGACAUCAGCUUCAGCUGGGACUUUGGUGACAGCACUGGUACCCUGAUCUCCAGAGACCUCACCGUCACACAUACAUACCUCACAGUCGGGACGUUCAAACCUCAGGUGGUCCUGAUGGCAAGCAUCCCCAAUGGCUGUGGAAACCCCACUGCUGCUGUUCCUAUGGAUGCCUCUGCUGCUCCAGCAGUAGUUGUGAUGGCCUCCACCCCUGCAGCCGUCCCUGCAGCACCAGCUGAGGGAGGAGAUGCAAUUGCUCUGGACGUUCCUGCCUCUGACGCCACUCCCCUCGCUGCGUCCGUGCAGCCAGCUGAAGCAGAAGAUGGAGAAGCAGUCAUUGAUGCAGACACAGAGGCGGUAGAGGUUGCCUCAGUAGCACCUGCAGUAGUCGACACAGCUGUUGCUCCAGAGGAACAAGAUCCUGCUGACACUGCUGCAGAAGUGGAUGUUGCUGCCGAGGGUGCAGAUGCAGCAGCAGGUGAGGUGGCCACUGCUGUAGAUGCCGAUGCAGCUGCUGCAGACAUCGAUGCAGCUGUUGCAGACACUGACGCAGCUGCUGCCGAUACAGCUGCUGCAGAUGCCGACGCCGAUACAGCUGCUGCAGAUGCUGACGCAGCUGCUGCCGAUGCUGAUACAGCUGCUGCAGAUGCUGACGCAGCUGCUGCCGAUGCUGAUACAGCUGCUGCAGAUGCCGAUACAGCUGCUGCCGAUGCAGCUGCUGCAGAUGAAACCGCAGUGGCUGCAGAUGAAACCGCAGUGGUUGCUGAUGAAACUGCAGUGGUUGCAGAUGAAACCACAGUGGUUUCAGAUGCAGCUGAAGAAAAUGAGCCUGUGAUUGACGCUGCUGCUUCAGUUGCACCUGUUGCAGAGGGUGAAGAAGCUGCAGUUGAGGACGCUGGCGCUGCCACUGUUGCUCCUGCAGCUGAAGUACCUGUAGAGCAAGAAGUUGACGUAGCUGUCGAUGCUGCUGCUGAUGCUGAUGCAGAGGUGGUCCAGGCUGAAACAGAAGCCCCUGCUGAUAACAUUGUAGCCCCUGCUGCCACUGAGGCCACAGCUGUAGAAGAGGCAGCACCAGCUGCUGAUACUGAGGCUGAAGUACAGGCAACUGAGAAUGAAGCUGCAGCUCCUGCAGCAGGUGAUGAAGAGGCCGUUGCAGCUGAAGGUGAAGUCCAAGCAGAGGCAGAAGCAGAUCCAGCACAGGUUCCCCUCGUUGUGGCUAAAAGACAAGCACCAGAGCUGACAGCUGACUGCAUGGUCUACCGUUAUGGCUCCCUCGCCACCUCUGUAGAUGUUAUUCAGGGUAUUGAAAGUGUAGAGAUUGUACAGAUGACCAACGUUGUAGCAAUGGUGACUGAGUUGGAUCAGAAUGCUGUGGACGUCACCAUUACCUGUCAGGGAAGUCUGCCAAAUGAGGUCUGCACAGUCAUAUCAGAUGCUGACUGUAUCACACCAGUGGAAACAGUCUGUAAUGCAGCUACACCCUCUCCAGACUGUCAAAUGAUCCUUCGUCAGUUCUUCAAUGACUCCGGAGUAUUUUGCAUCAAUGUCUCUCUGACCAAUGAUGUCAGUCUUGCUGUGGCAAGUGCUAGAGUCAGUGUAACACUAGCUUCUGGUGGUUCCCCAGCUGGAACUGCAGCCACAGUCCUGGGGGUAAUGGUUCUCGCCUGUGUUGUCUGUUGCAUUGGUUUGAUGUAUAGGCGGUUUAAACAAUAUCAGCCACUGAGAGAAGACAGUAAUGGAGGCAGCUCGGCGGUAACAUCAGUGCCUAUGUUGUUGUGGAACCUAUUGAGCCGACAGUCGCCAGGAGAGAGUCGUCCACUGCUUCAGGGGAGGAUUGUGUGAAUAACAUCAUCAGCUCAUGCACUCAACAUCAUCACCAUCCAUUAAAAUACUGACUUUAUGCACAUUAUACUCUAUCUAUAGUGAUAUUGUAACUGCCAAUGUACGAUACCAGAACCAAUUAAAUGAGCCAAGUUAAGUGAACCAGCCCCGUGUGCAACAACAUGCGUAGAAAUAGAAAGAAGUGUGAAAUAGAGAAGUGUCAGAAGAAUGUUGAAAGUGAUAUUUAUUUUGACCUGCAGUGUUUUAUAUUAAUUGGCACCAUUAGUUUAUAGAAGCCAUGCCUUACUCUUUUAUUUUUGGCCUACUUAUACUAAAUCAAUGUUAACACAUUUCAGUUCUUUCUUUACAUUGUAAUUAAAUCACUUACAUCACAGAACGUUAUGAAAUGAAUAAAAUGGAACUUUAUUACCA
Epinephelus fuscoguttatus (brown-marbled grouper) is the source of this 3053-nucleotide messenger RNA. RefSeq names its product premelanosome protein a (gene pmela). The coding region runs from base 75 to 2642 and encodes 855 amino acids. Gene Ontology annotation, cellular component: melanosome. The transcript has 12 exons. Lineage: Eukaryota; Metazoa; Chordata; Actinopteri; Perciformes; Serranidae. Gene Ontology annotation, biological process: melanosome organization. The record is from RefSeq and is a predicted model, not a curated record.